AUGUGGCUGUACCUAGUGACUAUCGUAGGCCUGUACUACCUUAUGCAUUGGUACAGGGAGAGGCAGAUGGUGAGUCACCUCCAAGACAAGUACGUCUUCAUCACGGGCUGUGACUCGGGUUUUGGGAAACUGCUGGCCAGGCAGCUAGACCUGCGAGGCCUGAGGGUGCUGGCUGCGUGUCUGAUGGAGAAGGGGCCCGAGCAGCUGAGGGGCCUGAUGUCAGACAGGCUGGAGACAGUGAUCCUGGACAUCGCUAAGACGGAGAGCAUCACUGGCCAUGUCGGGGAUAGAGGACUCUGGGGCUUGGUCAGCAACGCAGGCAUUUUUACCUCAUUUGGCUAUAGUGAGUGGGUGAAGAUGGAGACCUCUGUGAAUGUCCUUAAAGUGAACCUCAUUGGUUUGAUGGAGGUGACUUUGAGCAUGCUUCCCUUGCUCAAAGUCACCUCUCCCUUGGUGAGGAGAGCACAGGGGAGGAUUGUCAAUUUCUCCUGCGUUCAGGGAAGAAUUGCUUUCUAUGGAGCAGCCUACUGUAUCUCCAAGUAUGGAGUAGAAGUUUUUUCCGAUGUUCUGAGGUGUUUUUUUUUCGGGCGUGAACUUCAACAUUUUGGAGUGAAGAUCAGCAUAAUUGAAGCCGGCUUCUUCAGAACUGGAAUGGCAGACACUCAGGCACUCUUAAAAAUAGCAAGGCAAAUCUGCGAUGAAGACCCUAUGCAUAUUAAGGAGACCUAUAGACAGAAGCUUUUUGAUAAGUAUUGCAAUAAUAUCCAAACACUGCUGUCGACUGGUAACACAAACCUGAACCUGGUCACUGGCUGCAUGGAACAUGCUCUGGCAUCUGUGUAUCCCUGCACUCGAUAUUUAGCUGGAGGCCAUGCUCAAUUUUAUUCCAUCCCUCUCUCUUAUUUACCUACGUCACUGGCAGACUAUAUAUUGACCAGCUCUUGGCCCAAAUCAGCCCAGGCAGUCUAA
Molecule: messenger RNA, 969 nt
Organism: Pteropus alecto (black flying fox)
Lineage: Eukaryota; Metazoa; Chordata; Mammalia; Chiroptera; Pteropodidae
Gene: HSD17B6
Product: hydroxysteroid 17-beta dehydrogenase 6
Molecular function (GO): oxidoreductase activity
Source: RefSeq, a predicted model, not a curated record